UUUCAAUACGUGUCCAACAGUUUCACAUUCAUUGGAGGAGAUUAUUGUCCAGGUGCGAAAAUGAAGAUGCUCGCUAUUUUGACUUUAACAUUGGUAUUACACCUUUGUUAUGGGGCAGAUUUUGAAUCGUGUGAAAAGAAAGUCAUAAUGGAAAUCGAAAAAAACGUGGUUGGCUCGAUUUAAAAGUGAAGUCAUUGGUGACUUCUGUGCAACGAAACAGGCCGAAGUUAAUGGUUGGAGUGCUGCCCUUGCCUCUUGCGGUGAUGACACGUCUGCAGACAUGAUACAAUUACAGCUGCUCUAUUGGGGAAUCAAUAUAAAAGAGAAUGAACAGGAAUGUCCCGGUCUGAAUGUGGAUGAGAAAAUUUUAAAAUAUCUGACACCAAGUAGUGUUAAUAAGAUGAAUGAAAUGAAGCAGGCGAGAGAAGAUCUCUCUCCAGCUGAACGUAGCUGUAUGCUGAAAGCAGAGGACAACAUUUUUAUAGCGGCGCAAAAUCGCACAACUGAGGUCCUUGCUGAUAGUGGUUCAAUAGUCACAGACGUGUGUGAUGAAUUCAUCAACCAAUGGCAAAUCAACACGAUCCCAGAGCUUGAAAAAGCCUGCAAUGAGCCGUCAGCUGCCUUGCGUACGAUUGCGCUAGAAUGGCCGGAAUCUGUCAAGAACAUAUUUAGUCCACUGAAGGGCACUGCAGCAUGUGACGCAAGCACAGCCAGAGCAAUGACACAAUAAUUGAAGAACUGGAAGAAAUUCAUAUUUCAUGUGAAUCUUAACCAUAUAAUGCAAAUAGAAAAUUUCCACAGCAAAACAUAUGACAAUUUCAAAAUAUAUAGGUCUGGG
Molecule: messenger RNA, 838 nt
Organism: Owenia fusiformis
Lineage: Eukaryota; Metazoa; Annelida; Polychaeta; Sabellida; Oweniidae
Source: the annotation of a GenBank genome assembly